Trematomus bernacchii (emerald rockcod) is the source of this 1286-nucleotide messenger RNA. RefSeq names its product dihydrouridine synthase 4-like (S. cerevisiae) (gene dus4l). Gene Ontology annotation, molecular function: flavin adenine dinucleotide binding; tRNA dihydrouridine synthase activity. Bases 246 to 1193 code for a protein of 315 amino acids. NCBI's taxonomy places the organism in Eukaryota, Metazoa, Chordata, Actinopteri, Perciformes, Nototheniidae. Gene Ontology annotation, biological process: tRNA processing. The record is from RefSeq and is a predicted model, not a curated record. The transcript has 6 exons.
AACACGCCUACAUUUAUCUUCCGCAUGUGUACUGAAAGUAUCGUUGUUUAUAAGUGAUACGAAGUAAGCCUAGCAAAAUAUGUAGCUGUAUGUGACUGUGUGGGAUUUUACUUCGUAUUUUCACUCUGUUCUUGUCUUUGAAACAAUGAAAUAGAUGCAACGACAGAACCUAUCCUUAAACUAAACUCUUGGAUAGCUUGUGGCUUGUUAUGCUAACUGGCUAGCAGACAGUAUACAUGUGAAGAAUGGAGAAUUCUAACCAUAACAGCAGUAUUAUGGACAUGUUUGAAAAGGGCAAGGUCCUGAAAAUAUGUGCUCCGAUGGUACGAUAUUCAAAGCUGGCAUUCAGGUCCUUGGUGAGGAAAUACAACUGUGAUAUCUGCUUCACCCCAAUGAUAGUGGCUGAUGACUUCAUGCGAUCAGUCAAAGCCAGAGACAGUGAAUUCACUACCAAUGAAAGUGACCGGCCUCUGAUAGUGCAGUUUGCUGCCCAUGAUGCCCAGACUCUGGCUGAUUCAGCCUGUGUGGUAGCACCUUUCUCAGAUGGAGUUGACCUCAACUGUGGCUGCCCCCAGAGAUGGGCUACGUCAGCUGGGUAUGGUGCAUGCCUCAUCAACAAGCCUGAACUGGUGAAAGACAUGGUCACACAUGUCCGAAACCAAGUAGACAAUCCAAAUUACACAGCAUCCAUUAAAAUAAGAAUUCACAAGGACCUGAGGCAGACAGUAGAUCUGUGCCAGAAGGCUGAAUCAGCAGGAGUCUCAUGGAUAACUGUUCAUGGCCGCACAGCAGAAGAACGCCACCAGACAGUCCAUUAUGAUGCCAUCAAGUUAAUCAAAGACAGUGUGUCCAUCCCUGUCAUUGCCAAUGGGGACAUAAAGUACCUUCGUGAUGUGGAGUCCAUUCACCAGCUCACUGGUGUCGAUGGUGUUAUGGCUGCACGGGGGUUGCUUGCAAACCCUGCCAUGUUCAGCGGCUACGAGGAUGCCCCUCUGGAGUGUAUAUGGGACUGGGUGGACAUGGCUAUAGAGCAGGGCACUUCAUUCACCUGCUUCCACCAACACCUUAUCUACAUGCUUGAGAGGGUUAGCUCCAUGCCUGAGAAAAAAGUUUUUAAUUCUCUAUCCAGUACCUCAGCUGUCAUAGAUUACCUCCAAAACACAUAUGGGUUGGUGCGUGAUCUGGCAACAUGAGAAUAUUAAAAUGUGAUAUUUUAGAUUUUAACAUUUUAACAUUUUCUUGUCUCUGUGUCUUUUUUUUAUGCCAAAUAAAACUGCUAAGCUAUU